Molecule: messenger RNA, 2163 nt
Organism: Coccidioides immitis RS
Lineage: Eukaryota; Fungi; Ascomycota; Eurotiomycetes; Onygenales; Onygenaceae
Exons: 3
Coding region: 34-957 (307 amino acids)
Molecular function (GO): acyltransferase activity, transferring groups other than amino-acyl groups
Source: RefSeq, a predicted model, not a curated record
CCCCGCUUCCUUCCUCCAUCAACACUGGUCGCCAUGACAGAGAGGCAGCAGCUUUGUGUGUCCAAAGAGACACCAUCUCCCUCGGGUGAACCUUCAAAUUCAUCUUUGUCUUCAGCCGCUUCCGCUCAGUCUGGUGUGAAGUUCAUUCUAGAACCCAGCAUUGCUAUUAUUGAGAAUUCUUCGGGUGUCAGCAAACAAAAUUCCGUCAGGAUGGCCACGCAACUGUAUGAGAGCUUCACUGCUGAUCAAAUCACGGAUGCUAUGCUGGAUGAAGCAGCAAAGCUCUUCAGCGAGAAUUACGGAAUUUGGGGAAAGCAGUCCCGGUGUCCAGGAAAGCCGGUUAAACUCAGUGGGCACCGACUGCGAGAACAAUACUUGCCCGAGGCCUCAGCAAGUCUUCAUGUCAGAGUGACCGUUGAUGGGAACCUUGCUGGAAGUGCAUUCGCCUGCCGCUGGAAACAUGAUGGCAAAAAUGUCUGUUGGAUCACUCAGUUGGUGGUAGAUAGAGACUAUCGUGAGCGUGGACUUGCCGGUGGCCUUUUAAGGUCCAUUCGAUCGGAUGGGGACGACAUAUAUGGUAUUAUGAGCUCUCACCCUGCAGCUUGCUUGGCGGCUGCUUCAGCUUUUGGAACAAGUAUUGAAAGAGUGUCUCUCAACUUCAUUGCGGAAAAUGCCGAAGCAAUCAUGAAAGUAUCACCGAUAUCCUACGUUAGAGAGGCGAAAUUGUGCGGCUCUCUCUUCGAACCCGAGGAUCCGACAGGACUUAUUUGCGGAGUCAAUACUGGUUUUUUUGUUGACCAUGAGGAGCCAUUAGAGGCUUUGAAAAUGGUUAAAGAAACCUGGGUGUGGCCAUUUGGAGACUUGCUAGAUGGUCAUGAGUAUCUUCUUGUUCUGCCAGCCAAACACCGCCGAUCGAGAUCACGCUCGUCCAAACCCAAAAGAGAUAUGCCGAGCUAGACGUACUAUCUAGUACAACAAUUGUUGGGGCUUGAGGUACGAGAGAUUUGGGCAAGAUAAACCAUUAAAAAAUUCAUCAAUUUGUUCUCAAGUUCACUGUAGAUAUUUCACUAGUGACAAACCACCCAAUCUUAGACUGUAUCUGAUCGCACACACCAUGAAAAAGAUAGGUACCCAACCCCAGGAUCAAAAAUUGAUGUUGCUUCCCCUCAAUCACUCGAACUGCAUUCUGGAAGCUAUCCGUGCUCUUGUCGAUAUCUCCAAGCUUGUACCAUGUGAUACAAAGGAAAAGGUGGGCAACACCGCAAGCGAAAACUUCUUCCUCGAAAGGGUUGUAGAAUCUAUUCCAGUACAAGACCUCGUUCCACCGUUCCAAUGCAUCCUCGGCGGUUAGAGAGAGACGUGCGAGGGCAAUGCGUACCCUGACAUGACCAAGCCGAUCCACUAUGUCUGGCUCUUGUAAGUUGCCAUAUAUGACUAUUAGCUUCCUGGCUAACAGGCCAGCAUCCCGAUAAUAGCCUUGCCUGAUUUUGACCUCGGUAAGGGAAAGGAGUAAGCGUCGAAAUCCUUUGAAAUGCUGACCAGACGACGCUUUCAGGCGUUCAGUUUCUGGUUCCACGAUUUCCUUUGCCUGGGAGAGAAAAGACCGAUUCCCCGUUUGAUAGUCCAACUCACAGUAAGUAUCUGCAAGGGUUGACUGAACAAUGAACCGCUGGGAUUUGCGCAGUCCUGGACUUCCGAGGCAGGUCAUGAAGCAGGUCUUUGCUUGCUCAAACCCUCCCUCUCCUCUCAUAAUCCGGCCGACGCAAAGUACUUGGUCCCAAGGCAGGUAUUCCUGUGUUCUUGGAAAAUUCGCAAUUUUUCUAACUUCUUCAUGUGCUUCCGCGAAAUUGAAGUGAUAUAAGUGGUUUGUUGCUUGUGAUAGACACAGAGCUGUGAGGUCCUCGCGCCGUACCAAACCAUCCAACUCAGAAUUCAGGUUCAGCAAGAAUGCCUUGAUGAUAUCCCUGGAGAGCUUGACAUCACCUUUAAGCCGCGUCAAAACACUCUGUUGAUGGGUUAUCCCAGCCUGGGACUGCCAAAAUUUCCGGAUAAAAUCAAGAAUCCAUUGACAGCUGCUAAAAUCCCAGAAUGUAAGAUUGGAUGUUGCUAGCAAAGACUUAACAAAGUCAAUUUGACUGGUAUUGGGAUGCCAGGUUGUGUAAA